AUGGACGUCAUUGCUGGGUAUCCAUUUUCUUCUUCUGGCACAGGCUGUGCAAUUUCGUUGUUCAUCUUUGGAGCUAUUCUGCUUUUUGUAUUUCACAAAAACCAGCCAUUCGUAACCAUAAACUCGCACUCGUGGGAUAUUUUCCGAAGCAAAUCCAAGCGAGAAUUUGAAUCAAAUGCAGAAAGCCUCAUCAAGAAUGCACUACGAAAGGGACUUUCGGCCUUUCAAUUGGUAACAAACAUGGGUACCUAUCUGAUCCUUGCGGAUCGAUACGCCGAGGAAUUGAGAAAUGAUGAAAGAUUUAGUGCUUAUGAUGCUUUGAAUGAUGUGAUCCUCCUGGAACUCCCAGGAUUUGAAACUAUGUUUCAGGGCUCAUUGCAUAAUCAUGUGUCCCCUACUGCAAUUCAUGCUAUGAACAGGGAGCUAGUCCAAUUGACUCGUCCACUCUCAAAUGAAGCAGACCACUGUCUGCAAGCUCAGUGGACCGAGAAUUCCGAAUGGCACACUGUUUCAAUCCACGACACUGUCUUGGCCUUGGUUGCUCAGAUGACCACGCGGGCAUUUGUUGGAGCUAAGCUUUGUCGUAAUGCUGAAUGGCUCGAUAUUGCCAUUAGCUUUACGAUCAACCGCGCUAUUGCCGUCCAGGCAAUCCAGGCUUGGCCGUGGAUCUUCCAACCAGUCGUCCACUGGUUCUUGCCCACGUGCAAGGCUGUUCGUCGUCAGAUUCAGCGAGCUCGGGAAAUUCUGAUGCCAGUUUUAGAGCACGACAGGCGGAAUAUACACAGCAAAGCCUCACUCACCGACCGGGUAUUCUCGACAUUGACUUUCAUUGAUCAGUAUGCCCAAGGAGCGCGCUACGACGCUACCAUGGCCCAGCUAAGACUAACCGCUGUGUCUGUUUUGACCACUUCAGACAUGGUGGAGAAGGUACUGGCAAGAAUUUGUGAACACCCAGAGCUAAUUCAGCCACUCCGUGAGGAGGCAAUCUCGGUCUUUGAGAGUAGUGGCUUGCACCACAACUCCCUACUCAAACUAACACUGAUGGAUAGCGUAAUGAAAGAAAGCCAGCGGCUUGAACCUGCCACACUCAUAUCCAUGUUCCGUGUGGCCAAAAAGAAGGUCACAUUGCAAGAUGGCACAACUAUUCCUAAGGGUGCCAGCAUUGCCUUUGCAAACGAUCUUCGGUUAGACCCAUUGAUGUAUCCGGAUCCUGAAACCUUCGACGGUUAUCGAUUUGAAAGAAUGAGGAAAGUUCCGGAGCAGGCUAGUCUCGCUCCAUUCACCAAAACAAGAACUAGUCACUUGGCUUUCGGUCAUGGGAAACAUGCUUGUCCUGGCAGGUUCCUUUCUUGUGAUGAAGCUAAAUUGAUUCUUUGUCAUAUUUUGCUCAAGUAUGACUUCAAACCAGCGGAUGGACGCGUCCCAGAUCUGCGUAUUAGUGGCAUGUUUAUCCAGAGGGAUACAGGAGGGAUGCUCUCGGUCAGGAGACGCCAGGAAGAAGUCACACUGUGA
Messenger RNA from Penicillium vulpinum, 1512 nucleotides. RefSeq names its product cytochrome P450 monooxygenase ftmG (gene ftmG). Bases 1 to 1512 code for a protein of 503 amino acids. The transcript has 6 exons. NCBI's taxonomy places the organism in Eukaryota, Fungi, Ascomycota, Eurotiomycetes, Eurotiales, Aspergillaceae. Gene Ontology annotation, molecular function: oxidoreductase activity, acting on paired donors, with incorporation or reduction of molecular oxygen; iron ion binding; monooxygenase activity. The record is from RefSeq and is a predicted model, not a curated record.